AUGGGACUAACCACGAUUGCGAACGCCGACUGCCCCAGCCUCGCAGAUACAUACUUGUUGGCGCUUGCCAAUAGCGGAAAAGCUCCACUGCCAUUUAAAUUUGGACAUCGCAAGCAAUUACAAACGCCGACCGCACCAGCCUUGCAGAUACAUACUCGAUCACGCUUGCCAAUAGCCGAAAAGUACCGCUGGAAGUCAAAAUCCUCCACCACAUCCUCGCCCGAUGGGUACUCCAUCUCCAACCUCAGCUCCUCCAACAUCUGUAGUAAUCCAACUUCGAUCAUCGGUCCGGGCCCUCCUCAAGUGGAGGCUGUGAGAGAAAAUCACAUUCCAGCUUUGGCCAGCCAUCGGGCUGACAUUAUCAACACUGCUCCAAACAAUACGACCAACCAUCCGGACGUACUCCAAGUGGACGCUAAUCUUGUUGAUAUGGGCCCCAUCAAUACAUCCAACCAUCUGGUUCCACUCCCUGUGGAGGCUUCUCUUGUCGAAACGGGAAUCAAUAUGGCGAAUCUUCCAGAUCCUCUUCCAGUGGAGGCUGCCGAAAAUCCAAACGAGAUGGAGGCUGCCAACAACCCCAACGAGAAUAGAAUUAUUUGGUCCAAGCGGCCAUUCAAACCAAUAGAGCUGUAUCCCCACAUGCUUGGCGAUGAUCCUGACCAAAAACCUACUCCAGAAGAACUCGUCCAAGCUAUGGAGAUUGCUGCCCAAUUCCACUACUUUCAUCAUGGGAAAGUCAUUCUUACAGACCGGAGGGAAAAAUCGAAAAUCAUCGCAGUGAUUGAAUUCACCCCGAUCAACGAGUUGACACCCAAAGAAAUCGCAGAAAUAAAUCUGGUCACAUCUUUCCUUAAAGCAACCACUGAAUUCAUCAAUGUGGUUGGCUCUGAUUCCCGCUCCUGGUUUGGCCGCAUGUGGGCCAUAGGGUGGAGGAAAUGCAUGGAAGCUUACGAACUAAUAGGACGAUACCGGAACAGGCAAGCCAUAAAGAAAAAUCCUGAAACUUACGACCGUGUGAUGAGAUCAUCGGCCACACCUUGUUCAAUCCUUGGCCAAAUGCUUCGUCGAUUGGCCAACGUGGUAUUUGAGGAAAACCGAGAAUUAAUGGUUCAGAACUCCAUUCCAUCAGUUGCCUCACUCGAAUUUGAUACGCCAUUGAAUGAAGAUGACUGCGCACCCAAUCUCACAUUCACCGUUGAUGGAUUCUGCAACCAGCCACACAAAGACAACAAGGAUAUCUCCGAGUUUGCAUUUGGCCUUUUUCUUCCCACCAACAAUGCGGUCUGGACUUAUCCCGAUGCAACGGCAUUGUAA
Puccinia triticina is the source of this 1314-nucleotide messenger RNA. RefSeq lists its product as uncharacterized. Lineage: Eukaryota; Fungi; Basidiomycota; Pucciniomycetes; Pucciniales; Pucciniaceae. Bases 1 to 1314 code for a protein of 437 amino acids. The record is from RefSeq and is a predicted model, not a curated record. The transcript is spliced from 5 exons.